AUGGAAAAUUCUGAUAUGAAUCUCUCUUCACCAUCGGCGCGUUCUGCUCCGCAGACGGCGUCGUCCGGCACUUCUUGGUUUUCCGGCAUUGUCCGCGGCCGGUCGGCAUCCGCCAAGAUGUCCAGCAACUCCGCCGUUGUUGCUGCCGUCGACGGCGUCGGAGGUGGCACUGGACCCAUUAAUAAAAAACGCCAGUUUCGUGGGGUGAUGUUUAAGUACGGUCCGAAGCCAAUUCAGAUUUCGGCAAGUUUAUCUGAAAACCCUUUGUGUGUAAGAACUAACGCCAUCUCAUCCAUUACCGUUCAGGUUGCGUUUAAAACAGGUGACUAUAAACAGCAAGUUAUUUUUAUUGGUGGUCUGACGGAUGGUUUUUUGGCCACUGAAUAUUUGGAGCCUUUGGCUAUUGCUUUGGAGAAAGAGCAUUGGUCACUAGUGCAGUUUCUGUUUUCAUCUUCCUAUAGUGGAUAUGGUAUCUCAAGUUUGAAACAGGAUGCAAUGGAGCUUGAUCAAUUGAUAAGCUAUCUGAUAAACAAGGAAGAUUCCGAAGGUGUGGUACUAGUUGGUCACAGUACUGGCUGCCAGGACAUAGUUUAUUACUUGCGUACAAAUGCAGCAUGUUCAAGAGCAGUUCGUGCUGCCAUUUUGCAGGCUCCAGUUAGCGACCGGGAAUAUAAAGCAACGCUCCCUGAAACUGCUUCAAUGAUCGAUUUGGCUUCAAAGAUGAUAAAUGAUGGCCGGGGAUCGGAACUGAUGCCUAGAGAAGCCAAUCCAGAUUCUCCAAUUACGGCCUACAGAUACCAUUCGCUAUGUGCAUACAAUGGAGAAGAUGACUUGUUUAGCUCCGACUUUAGUGAAGACCAGUUGAGACAGAAACUCGGACAUAUGACUAACACACCCACCCUGGUAUGA
Messenger RNA from Striga asiatica, 909 nucleotides. The record is from the annotation of a GenBank genome assembly. NCBI's taxonomy places the organism in Eukaryota, Viridiplantae, Streptophyta, Magnoliopsida, Lamiales, Orobanchaceae.